Messenger RNA from Arachis ipaensis, 4695 nucleotides. Its product is annotated as putative disease resistance RPP13-like protein 1. NCBI's taxonomy places the organism in Eukaryota, Viridiplantae, Streptophyta, Magnoliopsida, Fabales, Fabaceae. Gene Ontology annotation, molecular function: ADP binding. The record is from RefSeq and is a predicted model, not a curated record.
ACUUCUUUUUGCUGAGGGACCUUCAUAAUAUGUCGUUAUAUGCCCAUUAUUGUUGAAUAGUAAUAAUACCUUGCAAGUUGCAUGCAUUAUUGCAGUAACAUUGCUCUCCUCUGGUUACAUUCUGGAAAUCCAUUCACUCACGGAUUCAUUUGCUGUUGUUGUGAUCUGUAUCAUAUCAUGGCCGAAGCACUUGUUGUUGGAGCUUUACUCUCUGGCUUCGCCAACGUUGUUCUUGACCGGCUCAUUUCAUCUGAGUUUGUCAACUUGGUGGUGAGCAAGAAGCUGGAUCGGAAGCUGGUUGAGAGGCUUAAGACUGCUCUCUUGGCUGCCAAAGCUCUGGCUGGUGACGCUGAGCAGAAGCAGUUUGGAAACGAACUCGUCAGGGAGUGGCUUCAUAGUCUCAGGGAUGCUCUCUACACUGCUGAUGACUUGCUGGACCGUGUCCUCAUCAAAGCUGAAAUUCGCAGCAAGGUACGCACCCGGCUUCCUAGCUUAAUUAAUUUGUCUGAUAGGAAGAUGGCGACCAAGAUAGAAGAGGUGGUUAAAAGAAUAGAAGAUCUUCAGAAACUCAAAGAUACUCUUGGUCUUAAAGAGAUUCCAACGGGUAGCUCCUCAUGGAGACCUCCAUCCACUUCUCUUGAAAGGGGGAUUGUGUACGGCAGGGAUGAUGACAAACAGGCAUUAAUCAAGAUGCUAAAUGACAACAAUCAUCAUAACUUGUCCGUCAUCUAUAUUGUUGGUAUGGGCGGGGUUGGUAAAACUACUUUAGCACAAUGCCUCUACAACAAUACAGAUUUGAUGAAGGGGUUUGAUCUGAAAGCAUGGAUUUGUGUUUCUGAAAAUUUUGAUAUCGUUGAGACUACAAAGAAUCUUAUAAAGGAGAUCACUUCCGGUGUUUGUUGUCUUGACGGCUUUAAUUUACUUCAACAAGAUUUGAAGGAAAAAUUGUCGGAAAAGAAGUUCUUCGUUGUUUUGGACGAUAUUUGGAGUAACGAUGGUGACAAGUGGAAAAGUUUUAUUACUCCUUUUCAGCAUGGGAGGAAGGGAAGUACUGUUCUUCUAACUACUCGCAAGGAAAAUGUUGCUCCAAUAGUCCAAAAUUAUAACUCUUACUUUCUCAAUGGUCUGUCAGAUGAUUAUUGCUGGUCUAUUUUUGCGGACAAUUCAUCCUUUCCUGAAUCAAAUGGGAGCUCAGAACUUGAAGAAAUAGGUAAAAUGAUUGUGAAGAAGUGUGAUGGCUUGCCCUUAGCUGCAGAAACACUUGGACGCUUGUUGCGCUCAAAGCAUGAUGUAGAAGAAUGGAAUAAAAUACUAUCUAGUGACAUUUGGGAAUUUCCUGUUACAGAUAGUAAGAUUCUUCCAGCAUUGUUAAUAAGUUACUAUCAUCUGCCUGCCUAUUUAAAACGAUGCUUUGUUUAUUGUUCAUUGUAUCCCAAAGACCAUAAAUUUGAUAAAGAUGAAUUAAUCUUGCUAUGGAUGGCUGAAGAUCUUUUGCGAGCACCAAAGAGGAGAGAAACUUUGGAAGAAGUUGGUCAUGAAUGUUUUGAUGACUUGGCUUCAAGACUAUUUUUCAAGCAGCUCGAAUAUAGUGAGAAGUAUUUUGUGAUGCAUGAUCUCAUGCAUGACCUGGCAACUUUUCUUGCUGGAGAAUUUUAUUGUAGAUUAUCAGAAGAACUUGGUGAAAAGGAAGAGAUGAGGAUUCUGACUCGUCAUUUGUCAUGCGAUUAUCCAAUCUUUGAAAAACUCUGUUCCUCUAAAAGUAUAGAAUCUUUGAGGACAUUCUUGUUUAUCAAUAAUGCUCAAUUUCAUGUUAGGAUGCUAAGAUAUUGUUCAAGGUUGAGGAUGCUACCCAAUGGCAUGUACAAUCUUGUGAAUUUGCGGCAUCUUGAUAUAUGGGGUACUCAUCUAAAAGAAAUGCCAAAGGGAAUGAGCAAAUUGAACCAGUUGCACAUUUUAAGCAACUAUAUCGUAGGCAAGAAUGAAGAUAGUGGAAUCCAAGAGUUAGGAGGGCUUCCAAAUCUUCAUGGAUCAUUUGGGAUUCAGAAACUGGAGAAUGUUAUUUAUGUCAAUCAGGCAAGGAGUGCAAAGAUAAGAGAUAAGAAGCACAUUGACGAAUUAUGGUUGGAAUGGUCUUCAGGUGAUGAUAUGGUUUCUGACACACAAACUGAAAGAGAUAUACUGGAUAACUUGCAACCGCACAAUGGCUUGAAAGAGUUGACAAUAUGGGGAUACAGGGGUAAAACAUUUCCAAAUUGGGCGGGGCAUUGUUCAUACCAAAAUAUGACUAGUGUAUCUCUAGAGUCUUGCAACAAUUGCUACUUGCUGCCUUCACUUGGACAGCUGUCAUCUCUUCAGUCCCUUCGCAUUGAUGAUUUCGGAAAGCUCAAGAGUGUUGGCAUGGAGUUUUACAAGAAUGAAGGCUAUCAACAUUCUUCGCCUAUUGCACUAUUUCCCUCAUUGCAGCUUUUGGAGUUUGAUAACAUGCCAUGCUGGGAGGAGUGGUGCUUACCUGACUCAGAAGCUUUUCCUCAGCUUAAGAGACUUCAAAUAAACGAUUGUCCAAUGUUAAAGGGAGGUAUGCUUAAUAGUGUGCUAAUGCGAAUCGUUUCUUCCUCGUUGGAUGUUUUGAAAGUGAGCAAACUGGAAAUACAAGAAGGUCAUCAAGGAUGGGGUAAAGAGAUGACACUUGAUGGAGACAGUUUAUCAUUUAGUGAAUGUGAAUCUGUGUUGGAGUAUGCAAUGGUCAUCAACCAUCUAACUUCCCUCCAAGAAAUACACAUCUCAGGGUGUUUGUCUGCUAUAUCCUUUCCAGGAAAUUGUUUACCCAAGUCAUUGCAAAAGCUCACAAUCUUGAAUUGCAGCAACCUGGAAUUCCCCCAGCAACAGCAGCAGAAGUAUGAUUUGGUAGAGCUACGAAUAGAACACAGCUGUGAUUCACUGACCUCAUUGUUGUUGGAUGCCUUUCCCAAUCUCAAGAAUCUGGAGAUAAGAGGGUGUUCAAAUCUGGAAUCAGUUUCAAUGUCAGGGCCACCACACGCUGCUCUUCAACAUCUCACCAUCUCUAAAUGCCUGAAAUUAGUGGCAUCUCCAGGAGAAGGACUGGCUGCACCCAACUUGACUCAUCUCGAUGUUAGCUGGUGCUCAAAGUUAGAGGCAUUGCCACUUGACAUGAAUAGUCUUCUUUCAAGUUUACAGUCUCUUGACAUUCGAGCUUGCCCGAACAUUUGUAGGUUGCCAGAGGGUGGCUUGCUGCCUAAGUUAAGGUCACUUACUGUGGGAGGUUGCGAGCAACAGUUGAGGAGUCUAUCAUGGAUGAGCAACUUGGACACCCUCACUCAUCUUACCAUUGAUGGUUCUAACUGUGAAAGCAUCAAGUCAUUCCAAGAGGUGGGUUCGCUGCCUCAACUUAACACAGUGUCUCUUUCACUUUCCAAAUCUGGAAACAUUGGAGUGCAACGAGCUUCUCUGCCUCACUUCCCUCCAACAAUUACAUAUUUCAUUCUGUGACAAGUUGGAGAAUAUGGCAGGAGAAAAGCUGCCAUGUUCUCUGUUACUACUUCAAAUUAAAGAGUGUCGUUUGCUAGGAGAACACUGUAAGAAGAAGCAUCAACAAAUUUGGCCAAAAAUUUCCCACAUCCCCACCAUUCAAGUCAAUGGCAACCAAAUUUUCUGAAUAGAGAUUUCUGAGCAGGUAGCUUGUGUACAUAGCGAGAUGUAAUCCUAUACCUUUGGCUAUAUAUCUUCAUUUUAAUUCUAAGUUCAUUUGAGGUGGUAAUUAAGCUGGAUUGAUGUGCUGGGAACCAGAAACUGUUUUCUCUGAUCUUGGCUUCAUGUUAUUGAAAAGCAAAGACAUGAUGGAGAAAUUUGGAGUGACACUUAUUAUUGAAAAGCUUUUCUUGUUGUCGAUUUGGAGACUUUGUCAAACAGAUUUCACAAGGUGACAACUAAUGCCAUCAAAGAAUAUGAUUUCCACAUUUAAAGAUGACAAUUCUGUACCUGAAAUAGUCGUUAGAAGGUGAAGUUGUAGAGAUGCCAUCAGACAACAAUUUCAUUCCUAUCAACUUCACUCAUUGAUCUUUGUCUGGAGAUACAUUGAGGAUCAAGUGGCAAUUGCCAUGAGAGAAUUGCAGUUCUGGAUUGGAUCUUGAAUGGCAGUUUCAGUCAAAACAAGCAACAGAAAUGCAGUCAUUUUCCACAUUUACUUUUGUUUUUUCAAAGAAAAAAUAAGAUAGAAGAUUACUGAUGUUAUUAUGAAUAUUACAUAUCCUUUUAUCUCAUCAUCCAGAAAGAGAACUACAUGAACUCAAUACUAUACUUUUGCAAUGUUUUAAAGAGAUGCCUUUGAUUUGAUAUAUCUUUCAAUGACAAGCAAUGACUGUGAGCUAAAUAGAAGCUAAGUAACUCAAAUAAAUACACAUAGAGUAAUGCUGAAUGAUUGGAAGGAGCAAAUCUUUCAUCGCAAAUUAAAGAACUGCUGUGUGAUGCAAUGUAGAUUUGAGCAAAUCUUUAGACUGCCUUUGCCAUGCGUGUUGUUCAACUGGCAAAUCUGUGGUGAGAAUAUUGAUAUGAAUUUUUUUUUUCCCCUGAAAUGAUCUGUACCAGGGAUGUAUUAUUGAAAAGUAAGCAUAAUGGAUUAUGUUAACCUUAUUCAUGUAUUAGAGCAUCAAUUAAACACUGAAUUUCUCAAUGAUUGAA